AUGGCCCAGACCAAUUUAGCUUCCAAGGACGUGACUACGUUCCUCAGCUUCUUUGGCCAGCUCAGGUUUGAGGCGCUGGGCACCUCUGCAGCCCUGGAUGGCGCCAUCUGCUCGCUGUCUCUGCAUCUCAUGGGCAAGGAGCUGGGCGACGACAACCUCGUGGCCAGGAGCAGAACCGUGUAUGGGGGGUCUCUUGUAGCUCUCCAGGCGGCGUUGAGGCAUCCCAUCAAGUGGAAGGCGUCCGAGACCUUUUGCUCAGCCGUCUUGCUGUGCUUCUUCGAGCUGUUUGCGGGUACGACUUCGCCGGAUACCUGGCUGCAUCAUGCUCAAGGAAUCGCCACUCUGAUGGAGCAACGUGGUCCUGCAGCUCAUGCGCAGGGCAACGAUGCAGCUAUACUGUUUUCCUUCCGAGGCAUCCUGAUUAUGAGCUCGCUGUUCUUCCCAACCAGCGAGAAAUGCUUCCUAGCCCGCCCAGAAUGGAGAAAGGUUCUCACUGGCCCGGCGCGGUCAAUCUACUCUCCCGCAGCGCCAGACUUGACACGGCCAGUGAUCAAUUCCUUCCUGCUGUGCCUGGCAGACAUGCCCGAGGUGAUGUGGUGGGGGUAUCCCAUCCGCGAGGCCCUCCUGGCCGGCAGAGAGGUGAAUCGCAAGCGUAUACGGCAUCUCGCCGAACUCACGGCCGCGAACCAUGAGCGGUUCACCGCAUGGUACGAAGACUUCGAGAGACUCGGGGUCAUGCCGAAAGAAGUUGCCUCCGAAGAUCCCAGCUCGCCGUACCCGAUCGUGCUGGAGCACCCGGUCGGAUGGCUCGGGACGAUGCUCAUGGGCUACUGGGCCAGCAUGCUGAUUCUGCAGGAGCUCUUGAUGCGGUGCCGCUGGCCGGUGGACUUUCGGGACUCUCAGAAGCAGCUGGUGCAGAACAUUCUCCGAUCCAUCGAGACGAUGGGGAGAGGCAUCAUGGGGCCCUUUCGGCUGGGCUACUCGAUACGCAUCGUGUAUGAGUUUGCCAAUGCGGAGACGCAGCGAUGGAUCAUUACCAUGCUGGACAGGUUCUCCAAGAGAUAUGCGGCGACGGAUAAGGGGAGUUAUCCGAGUCCACGCGUGGACGCGCAAGGGUACUCGUGAAAGGACCUUUUCGAGACGGGCCUUUGGAAGGGGGAGGGGGGGGCUGCAGCCAAGCUAUUACCAGGACUUACUGUACAUGCCGGAGCCGACCGAUUGGGAUAGGGAAAAAGGGGGGAGGGGGGAGGGGAGAGUCUAGAGUGCUUUGAGUAUCAUUCUGCAUUUUCAUAUGCGUCAGGAUGCAGGUACCAUGUGAAGGGGGACAGCAGACUUUGUGCUCACCG
Messenger RNA from Trichoderma reesei QM6a, 1346 nucleotides. RefSeq lists its product as uncharacterized. Lineage: Eukaryota; Fungi; Ascomycota; Sordariomycetes; Hypocreales; Hypocreaceae. The transcript has 4 exons. The coding region runs from base 1 to 1125 and encodes 374 amino acids. The record is from RefSeq and is a predicted model, not a curated record.